Molecule: messenger RNA, 587 nt
Organism: Canis lupus familiaris (dog)
Lineage: Eukaryota; Metazoa; Chordata; Mammalia; Carnivora; Canidae
Product: synapsin-1-like
Exons: 3
Coding region: 1-384 (127 amino acids)
Source: RefSeq, a predicted model, not a curated record
AUGGUUUCAUGCAGCAAGCAGGAAAGACCCCACCCGCGCCGGGCUGGUCCUUCGGCUCCCCGGGGUCGGCUCUCAGGGGUCGCAGGGAGGCCGCGGCCGCCCGGCCCGUCCCCACGCACGGCUUCCCGGGGCUCCCGGAGGAAUGCCUGGGCCGGCGGGGCUCGGCAGUCGCGCGUCCCCUUCGCCCGUUCCUUCUCUUCAAGCACACGGAACCGGAGAACACGAGGCAGGGCUCUUCAAAGCCGCGCCACCGGGGCAGCCGUGCUGAGGCGAGGACGAGGACGCGCCCAGGCGCAGGAGGCGUCGACUCUCGGGCCCAUCCGGCCGUUAAUGGCGGAGAGCAUGGCCAGACCCAACAGACGAAGCCACAGGGAGGCCAGUUGAGACUUGACUGAAGAAGGUAAGGACCGAGGGGCUGAGCACCCCAUGCCUGGGAUCCAGCAGUCAUUUGCCAGGAAGGCUGAGCCCCGGGGUGGCAAGAGCGUGGUUUUGGAAAGGAGAAGUGUCUCUGCUUCUGGCGUAGAGUUGGUCAUUUAUUUUUUUUAUUUUUUAUUUUUUAUUUAUUUAUGAUAGUCACAGAGAGAGAG